Messenger RNA from Colletotrichum aenigma, 318 nucleotides. RefSeq lists its product as uncharacterized. The coding region runs from base 1 to 318 and encodes 105 amino acids. Lineage: Eukaryota; Fungi; Ascomycota; Sordariomycetes; Glomerellales; Glomerellaceae. The transcript has a single exon. The record is from RefSeq and is a predicted model, not a curated record.
AUGCGAUCCCAAUCUCUCACCUCAGACCAGUCCUUCCCCCCAAUCUUCCACGACAUGAUGUCCAAAAUGGCAGACAUGGGCGCCGCCGUCACCGCACAGGUCCAGCUCCGCGACGAAGAACACCACCACCACCAAGACCGCCUCCGCCGCGCCUUCCUCGCCGUCGAGCACGCCUCGCGCGAGGUCGGACGUGCCGGCAACGCCUUCGACAUAGCCCGGCGCGACCUCGACAUGGCCCUCGAGCAGCAGAACAUCACCAUCGCGGCGCUGAAGACACUUCUGGACGCCGAUGGAGUUGAGGUGCAGCCGGUACAGUAA